Messenger RNA from Aspergillus aculeatinus CBS 121060, 1401 nucleotides. Its product is annotated as FAD/NAD(P)-binding domain-containing protein. Lineage: Eukaryota; Fungi; Ascomycota; Eurotiomycetes; Eurotiales; Aspergillaceae. Gene Ontology annotation, biological process: secondary metabolite biosynthetic process. Gene Ontology annotation, molecular function: FAD binding. The record is from RefSeq and is a predicted model, not a curated record. The coding region runs from base 1 to 1401 and encodes 466 amino acids. The transcript is spliced from 3 exons.
AUGACCAUCGAAAUCGCCAUCAUCGGCAGCGGCCUUAUCGGCACGCUGCUCGCGCUGGGCCUCCUGAACCGCGACUCCCCGCACCUCCGCAUCCAGGUCUACGAGCAGGCGGCGUGCCAUCGCGAGCUGGGCGCGGGGAUCGGCUUCACGCGGGCGGCGCGCCACUGUAUGAUGCGGCUGGACCCGCGGCUGGACGAGUGUCUGCGCGCCGUGGCGACGGAGAACGGCGAGCCCGACGACCCGGACUACAACAUGCGGUUCGUGGACGGCUACCACACGUACGUGGACGACGACAACGACCAGCCCGUGGGCAUCGAGGGGAAGGUCUACAAGCUGUAUGCGGGCCCACGGGGGUUCGAAGGGUGCCACCGCGCGCAGUUCCUGGAGGAGAUCAUGAAGCUGAUGCCCGAGGGGGUGGUGCAGUUCGGCAAACGGCUGGAGAGGUACGAGUAUCUAGAGUCUGGGAGGAUCCAGCUGGUGUUUGGGGAUGGGAGUGUGAGGGAGGUCGAUGGAGUCAUCGGCUGCGACGGCAUCAAAUCGCGCGUGCGCGACCUCAUGUUCCCCAACGCCGACCACCGGCCCCGCUACGCGCACCAGCUCGCCUACCGCGGCCUCAUCCCGAUGGAGCAGGCCAUCGCCCAUCUGGGCCGCCACCGCGCCCUCCUCCAGCACAUGCACUGCGGGCCUCACGCCCACGUCCUGCACUUCCCCGUCGCCAAUCAGAAGCUGCUGAAUGUGGUCGCGUUUGUCCCGGACCCCAACGACUGGGACGUCCCUACAAACCCCACAAACCCAUCCCCCUCCCCAUUCCCCAUCUCCACCCCCACAACCCCCAAAACCCACCUCCUUCACACCUUCAAAGACUGGACCCCCUUCCUCCGCACCCUCCUCACCCUCUUACCACCCACACUAACGCAAUGGCCGAUCUUCGACCUCUACAACCACCCGCCACCCACCUACGCGAUCUCCCGCGUCUGCCUCGUCGGCGACGCGGCGCACGCCGCAUCCCCGCACCACGGGGCGGGGGCGGGGGUGGGCGUGGAGGACGCCCUGGCGCUGGUGACCGCCCUGACGUGCGCGGAGGCCGACGUCCUCUCGGGCAAGCUGACGGCGCCGCAGGCGCUGGAGGUGGCGUUCAAGGCGUACUCGGAUGUGCGGUAUAAGCGGUCGCAGUGGGUGAUGCGGAGUAGUCGGGAGGUGUGUCGGGCGUACGAGUGGGAGCUGUUCGAGGGGCAGGAGGGGGCCGGGGGGGAGGUGACGGCGGAGACGGGGAUGAUGAGCCGGGUGUUUGAGGAGAUCCGGCGGCGGACGAUGACGGUGUGGGGGCUGGAUGUCGAGGGGAUGGUCGGCGAGGUGCAGGGCCAGUAUUGGCGUGGGACGUGGGGGUAUUCUUGUUUUUGA